AUGAAUCCUAACACUGGUUUUAUUGAUGCGGUCAUAAAGAAUCUUAACUCUGGUGCUAUUAAUGCGGUAAUAAAGAACCCUAACUCUGGUGUUAUUGAUGCGGUCAUAAAAAAUCUUAACUCUGGUGUUAUUGAUGCGGUAAUAAAGAAUCCUAACUCUGGUGUUAUUGAUGCGGUCAUAAAGAAUAUUAACUGUGGUGCUAUUAAUGCGAUAAUAAAGAAUCGUAACUCUGGUGCUAUUGAUGCGGUUAUAAUGAAUCCUAACUCUGGUGCUAUUGAUGCGGUCAUAAAGAAUCCUAACUCUGGUGUUAUUGAUGCGGUCAUAAAGAAUCCUAGCUCUGGUGCUAUUGAUGCGGUUAUAAUGAAUCCUAACUCUGGUGCUAUUGAUGCGGUCAUAAAGAAUCCUAACUCUGGUGUUAUUGAUGCGGUAAUAAAGAAUCCUAACUCUGGUGUCAUUGAUGCGGUUAUAAUAAAUCCUAACUCUGGUGCUAUUGAUGCGGUCAUAAAGAAUCCUAACUCUGGUGUUAUUGAUGCGGUCAUAAAGAAUCCUAGCUCUGGUGCUAUUGAUGCGGUUAUAAUGAAUCCUAACUCUGGUGCUAUUGAUGCGGUCAUAAAGAAUCCUAACUCUGGUGUUAUUGAUGCGGUAAUAAAGAAUCCUAACUCUGGUGCUAUUGAUGCGGUCAUAAAGAAUCUUAACUCUGGUGCUAUUAAUGCGGUAAUAAAGAACCUUAACUCUGGUGCUAUUGAUGCGGUAAUAAAUGCGGUAAUAAAGAAUCCUAACUCUGGUGCUAUUGAUGCGGUUAUAAAUGAUAAGUAG
Molecule: messenger RNA, 816 nt
Organism: Mya arenaria
Lineage: Eukaryota; Metazoa; Mollusca; Bivalvia; Myida; Myidae
Product: tetra-peptide repeat homeobox protein 1-like
Exons: 1
Coding region: 1-816 (271 amino acids)
Source: RefSeq, a predicted model, not a curated record